Molecule: messenger RNA, 844 nt
Organism: Symbiodinium necroappetens
Lineage: Eukaryota; Dinophyceae; Suessiales; Symbiodiniaceae
Source: the annotation of a GenBank genome assembly
GUGGGAGAUUAUUUUACCGAGCCACCUGGCAUACGGUGAUCGAGGCGCUGGGCCCAUUCCUCCUGGUGCCGUGCUGGUGUUUGAGUUGGAGCUGUUGGAGGUCAACGCAGAAGGCAGUGGGUCCUUUGGGAGUAUGGUUGCCUUGGGGGCCCUGCUUGCCGUGGGGCUCCUGGGCUUCUUGGCGGUGUGGCUGACCGGGACAAAGGCACUUCCGCCUGGCCCCAUCAUCGCUGUCAGUCACGUCACUCACGCGGCUGGCAAUCCGCAUGUAUUCAUGGAUGUGGAGGCCAGUGGGUCUGCAUUGGGCAGAAUUGAGUUUGAACUCUUCAAGGAGGUGGCGCCGAUGACGGUCGAAAACUUCCGUGCUCUGGCGACCGGCGAAUCAGGGCCUGGUCUCGCCGGAUCCACACGGCACUUCAAGGGCUCACCCUUCCACAGGAUCAUCCCAGGUUUCAUGUGCCAGGGUGGCGACAUCACCCAUGGCAAUGGAAGAGGAGGCGAAAGCAUCUAUGGCAAGACCUUCCGAGACGAGUGGGAGCACGGCCGCAUCCACCACACAGAGCCGGGUCUCCUGUCCAUGGCGAACCGGGGCCGGAACUCCAACGGCUCCCAGUUCUUCAUCACCCUGGCUGCCACCCCGUGGCUGGAUGACAAGCACGUGGUGUUUGGACGAGUUCUGUCGGGGAUGGACGUCGUCUUGGAGAUGGAGAAGCGUGGCUCGAGGAGCGGCACGCCAAGUGAGGAGAUCAUCGUUGUGAACAGUGGCCAGCUCGGUUUGGACGGAAAGCCGAUGGACGGCAACGACAACUACUCCAGUUCCGAUUCGGACAAAGCAGGUAACUGA